Neoarthrinium moseri is the source of this 561-nucleotide messenger RNA. RefSeq lists its product as uncharacterized. The coding region runs from base 1 to 561 and encodes 186 amino acids. Gene Ontology annotation, cellular component: endosome; BLOC-1 complex. Gene Ontology annotation, biological process: endosome organization; regulation of protein localization. Lineage: Eukaryota; Fungi; Ascomycota; Sordariomycetes; Amphisphaeriales; Apiosporaceae. The record is from RefSeq and is a predicted model, not a curated record. The transcript has 3 exons.
AUGGCUUCCUAUUCGUCCCACUACUACACAACAGGUGUGCCUAUCCCCACCAAGGGCGACCAAUACUCGGCCUAUUACCACAGUAGCGGCAGCGCCUACUCCGUAUCGCCGCCAGAGGACCAUGAUGCCUCUGUAACAUCAGGUACCGCGUCUUAUGGCAACAGCUACUCCGUUGGUGAUUCUACCUACGACGGAAGUUACAGCGGCGACUGGGACACAUCUGCCUCCGCAAGUGGCGUGGAUUUCAAUGACUAUAUUCACGAUCGUUUUGCUGAGUCUUUUGAUCCAAUCCCGCUUGACCGCAGUUUGGCCGUCCAAGCACAGACAUCUGGGCAACUCAACAACAAGCACAGACAGCUCCUCGAGCUACAGGCGAAGGCCCAAGCUCGUCUUGCCAAGUCGCGCGCGCGCUUCCAAGAAGGAGUUCAGGAUGCGCAAGAAGUCCGCGCCAAUCUCGAGUGGACGUCAAAGAAGGUUUCCUCUAUGAAGACCAAGGCCUCGAAGAAGCACUCCAAGGAGUACAAGAAGGCUCGCGAAAGGUACCCUUCGCCCGAGUACUAG